Molecule: messenger RNA, 1288 nt
Organism: Hibiscus syriacus
Lineage: Eukaryota; Viridiplantae; Streptophyta; Magnoliopsida; Malvales; Malvaceae
Product: protein YIPF6 homolog
Exons: 3
Coding region: 186-1034 (282 amino acids)
Biological process (GO): endoplasmic reticulum to Golgi vesicle-mediated transport
Cellular component (GO): trans-Golgi network; membrane
Source: RefSeq, a predicted model, not a curated record
UAAGAAUUCAGAAGCGAGACAACAAACGAUAACUUGGCAAGAGAAACGAGAGAGAAAUCAAAAUCCCAACCGACGAAUAAACACACACACUCUUCCCUCUUAGUUCCUCGUUAGUCCCGCCUCUAGUCUCAGAUCCAUUUAUUUUCCGAAACAAGGAAAUUUCUUUGUUUCAAGAAAACAAAGAAAUGUCAAAUUCGCACAGCGAUACGGUACCUCUUCACCCGUCGUCUCAAUCGGACAUCGACGAGAUCGAGAAUCUAAUUAAUGCCAGCGUCCAAUCCGGCCCAGCCACAGUCCUCCCGGCCCGACCGCCAAGCCCACCUCGUGCCUCCAUUCCGGUCUCCUCAACCCCCUUCAUCCAAUCUCAAAUCCCCCCUCCACCUCCGCAGUCAUCGUCGUCCAAUCAGAAGGUGCCGACUGUCGCUGCCGCCCCUCCUCCUCCUCCCCCCUACGUCGGAAACUCUAGCAGCAUCGCCGCUACCGGGUUCGGUCCUGCACCCAACACGCUAACGGAGCCCGUUUGGGACACUGUGAAGAGAGAUCUGUCGAGGAUCGUUAGUAACUUGAAGUUGGUGGUGUUUCCGAAUCCCUACAGAGAAGAUCCUGGAAAAGCCUUGAGAGAUUGGGAUCUAUGGGGUCCUUUUUUCUUCAUUGUCUUUUUGGGACUCACGCUUUCUUGGUCCGCCUCUGUUAAGAAGUCUGAGGUAUUUGCUGUUGCAUUUGCCCUGCUUGCAGCUGGUGCUGUAAUCUUGACAUUGAAUGUACUACUACUGGGUGGGCAUAUUAUUUUUUUCCAGAGUUUGAGCCUUCUCGGUUAUUGUCUAUUUCCCCUGGAUAUAGGAGCCCUAAUCUGUAUGUUGAAGGACAAUGUCAUAGUGAAAAUAGUUGUGGUCAGUGUAACAUUGGCUUGGAGCUCAUGGGCUGCCUAUCCUUUCAUGAGUUCAGCUGUCAAUCCGAGGAGAAAGGCGCUUGCUCUGUAUCCCGUUUUUCUUAUGUAUGUAUCCGUCGGUUUUCUCAUCAUUGCCAUUAAUUGAAGUUCUCUCCUUUUAGGGAUUCCAAUGAUUUACCGAAACAUUAUGGAGUAACAUAGUAACGUCAUGUGGCUGUGGUUACUGUAUUAUUUUUUUUUACGCAACACAAUAUCUUGGAAGGCUCAUUCGCCAAAUAUAUAUAUACUGUCUGUAUCAAAUCUUUUUGUAUUCUACUACUACUAUCUCCAUUUCUUUUGGUAGUGAUGAUUAUGGCUAAGGCGGCAAUGGGGGCAUUUUAGGGAUUCAGCUUUAUUUUC